AGUUCAGCUCCAAGCAGCAAACACAGCCUUUCUGAAGCACUGCUCCCAAAUCUUAUUCCAGCUUUGUCCCACCCACGUGUAGCUGAUCAAGAGAAUCUGAACUCUCUUCCACAACAUCAGGUGCUCAGGACUCAUUUGUUCUUCUGGCUGACUCUGCACUGGAAGGAUGGAGCUUUUCCUCCUUCACUACCCUUUUACUUUUCUGUUCAUCAUAUUUCUAGUCUUUUACCAGGUGAAACCUGCAUUCAGGUAUUUCUGCAAGAUGACCUUCUAUAAGUUGUGGCUCCUCACCCUAAGCAUUCUGGUUAUUAUGGCCAGUAUUCCUCGUGGACGUAACUUGGAAAACAUGAAGUUUUUGCGCAUGUCACUCCUGCCACUCAAAUACAUUUUUGGUAUCAAGAUAGUGGUGAAGGGAAAGGAGAACCUCAGGACUAAGAAACCUUGUGUCCUCGUGUUGAAUCACCAGACCUCCCUUGACAUUAUCGUGAUGAUGGAGAUGUUACCAAAUCGCUGUGUGCCUAUUGCAAAGAGGGAAAUCCUAUACAUGGGCACUUUCGGUCUAGCAUGCUGGCUUGCAGGACUCAUUUUCAUUGACCGCAAGAAGAGGGAAGAGUCUAUCACUACUUUGACAGAGGUGGCACACUCUCUGCACAAAGAAAAUUUUUGCGUCUUGAUCUUCCCUGAAGGAACUCGCAAUCAUGGUGGAUCUAUGUUACCCUUCAAACGUGGGGCCUUCCAGCUGGCUGUGAAAGCCCAGGUGCCCAUUAUUCCUGUAGUGAUCUCUUCCUACCGUGACUUCUACAACCAGAAGGAGAAGAGAUUUACACCAGGAAAAAGCAUCAUCCAGAUCCUGCCAGAAGUGGAGACCCUCAAUCUGGGCCCAGACGAUGUUCCCAAGCUCACUGAGCAGGUCCGUGACUCCAUGCUCAUCACCUAUCAUGAGAUAUCAGGCAUGACGAAUGGGCCUUCCCAGUAGUGAUCCUAUCUUCCAGCUCCAGCUGCGUGUGUAGCAGCUGAGGAGGAGGACAUGGCAACAACAGGGAGGUCUAGCAGCAAAGACAACUGUGGAUGGCAACCCUGACAUACCAGUGACAGACAAAACAUCCACAGAAGAAAAUCUUGUAAGUGGAGCUGGUGAGCUGGUUGCCAUAUUCCUUCUGCAGAACUGUGCCACCUGUGUGGACAGACACACAGUAGGUAGCUGGACAUUUCCUUGUAAUUGUAACCAUGAGAACUUCUCUCCAGCUGGACCCCAGGCAGAGCUGGACCCUUCCUGUUAUCAUCACUACAUGCUUAUAAUCACCUUUUCCUAUUCAAAACCAA
Molecule: messenger RNA, 1323 nt
Organism: Tyto alba (common barn owl)
Lineage: Eukaryota; Metazoa; Chordata; Aves; Strigiformes; Tytonidae
Product: 1-acyl-sn-glycerol-3-phosphate acyltransferase alpha
Exons: 6
Coding region: 167-976 (269 amino acids)
Biological process (GO): phosphatidic acid biosynthetic process
Cellular component (GO): endoplasmic reticulum; membrane
Molecular function (GO): 1-acylglycerol-3-phosphate O-acyltransferase activity
Source: RefSeq, a predicted model, not a curated record